GAAGAGCACAUCCUGGAGCUGGGGGAAAGUGAAAAACACACUAUCAUGGACCUGGUUUCAAGAUACUGUCAAUUUCGAAAUAUAUUGCAGUACACACAUCACGUACAAACUACGCACAGAUGACCUCCGUGCGCGUACUUGCUCUGCUGUGCGUGCGCAUAUUCGCAAUUUGCGUAUGGUCGCUCCUGCGGUCCUGCGUAUUAGCGCGUGGUAUGAGUAUUUACGGUAGAGUUUGUGAACGCAUGGAAGGCUAUCAAAACAUAUUACAUAUUUAAUCCAAAUAGUGCACAAUGUACACAUUGGGGUAUAUUUACUAAAAAUCUUAUUUUUCAGAAUGAGAUUAAAGUUCCAACACGAAUGACAUCGAAUGUGUAAAGUUGCAACUUUUUGAAUUUAUUACGAUUCAUUUACUAAGCUGUCGUAUUUUUCUUUUUCGUGUUUUCCGAUGUCGAUGUCAAUCGUGUUUUUCAAAGGUAGAAUGCAGCCGAUUUUGAGGAUUUGCGGCUGUGUUAUGAGGUUUUUUCACGACUGCGUCAUUUUUCGUUUACGGCAGUGUUUAUCCGUUCCCGGACGCGUUUUUUUUCUAAGUUUCGUUUUUGUCACUCGUCCGUGAUUGGUUUGAUUCGUGAUGGAGGAGUGUCUGUGCUCAUUACUAUAAACCGCCCCAAACCGUCCGCACCUCGUGGGUUUAGCUAGUGGAGAGGUGAGAGGAAGGUGUGUUAGGAGUUGGUGAGUAGUUUGGAGUUUUUGGCGGUUUUGAGGAGGUUAUUUGCGAUUUUUGAGUGCUGUACUGUGUGUGUAAGUAGUCUUGUCAUACUUGUUGUGUAGUUAUUUAAAAGUCUGUCUAGUUUUUUUACUUUGUUUUUUUUUUAAGGUCUAUUGCCAUUGUUUGUGAGUGAGUGAGUGAGUGAGUGUGUGUGUGUGUGUGUGUGUGUGUGUGUGUGUGUGUGUGUGUGUGUGUGUGUGUGUGUGUGUGUGUGUGUUUGGUGUGUAGUGGUAGUGGAGGAGUGUUUAGUGGGUUUUUUUUUAUCAGUGUUAUUUGUUGUUUGUCCUGAUGAUGUCCCAGUCAGAGGUGAGUGUGGUGGAGGAGGUGAGUGAGAGGGAGGAGGUGAGUGAGAGGGAGGAGGUGAGUGAGGUGGAGGUGGUUAGUGAGGAGGAGGGGGAGGUUGCUGCUGCGGCCUCCAGUAAUAGUGACAGUGAUGGUGCUGUGGCUCCGCAGCCACGCACCACUACAAAGAUGGGCCGCAAUGUUAAAUUCAGCUACGCUGAAAAUAUGGCUUUGGUGCGGGAGCUGAUGAGGCAUCAUCAGCAGCUGUUUGGCCAUGAUGCUGCAAAGGUGUCGUCACGCAGGAAGACUGUUCUGUGGGGGAAGGUUGUUGCGGCUGUGAAUAGUGAGGGUGUGGUGAGGCGGACCGAGGACACGUGUCGUAAGCGAUUCUACGACAUCAAGCGCUGUGUCAAGGCUAAGAUGUCGAAGGAGGCUAAAUCAGCCCGCCAAACAAGGGGUGGACACCCCUUCCGAGCGUCCUAUCGGGAUUGGGAGGAGCCUGUGUGUACUCUGAUUCCGCCAGAAGUGGUUGGUGCGAAUCAUGUCCGGGUUUCGGAUCGGCCAAGGCAGGAUGUACGAAAGAGAAGCAGCACAGCCAGGCCACAUCCCACACUGCCAAGAGAUGCAGAUGCUGGCGAUGCAGCAAACCCCCCUCCACUAAGGCGCCCAUCACAGGGCUCGGAUCCUCAACAUAGGAGGCCAACCAAGAGACGCCGUCUUGAGGCUGAAUCACCAGCAGCAUCCUCACCACCCCAACGGCGCAUCUCCAUAGUGUCGGCCCUGCCACCACAAGCCAUUUUGGCAAGCCCAGAAAGCGAGGAUCCUCAAUCCCCUCAGCUGUCUGAACCACCCAUCAUGGCCGAGGAUGCCCAGCAGGAAAGUGACCAGCAGGAUACCUACACACUACACCUGCAAGCCAUAGAUCCUACCCAGACAACCACGCCGCAGGACAUACCCCAACCACCCCAAACAUCCCACAGCCCCCAAUUGAGCCCAACACCACCCCAGCAACAAAUGGCCCCCGAGUUUUGGAGCAGUUGGGCCACACAACAGGCGCAACACUAUGCGUGCCUGAACACCCACACCCAAUACCUUACUCAGUCGGAACUCAGGCAGACUGAUAGUUCAGGUUGGCAGAAUUGCGAAUUCAAUGGAGCAGAUGAGGGCAGACAACACCCAAAUGCAAGCCAAUCUGCAACGCAUGGAUGAACAACAGCGGCAACAACAAACCCUAAUUCAACUUAUUCAACACAACCAAAUGAUUAACGAAAACCUGUCCAGAAUUAUAGCAAACAACACUGCCGCUAAUACACAAAUGACUGCAAGCCUAAAUAACCUCAGCCAAAGCCUUAAUGUGUUGGCAUCACACCAAGUAAGCUCUAGCUCGGGAACAACUACACCAAGCCAGACCCCAGUUAACUCCCCAGUUAGACGCUCAAGCCGAACCCGGCCCAACGAACCAGGGCAAGCCUCUGCACCCAGCACACACACAAAAAAAUUAAUAAUGACGCCUGCAGAAAAUAGUUUGUUCCAAAUAAUGUUUUUUGAUUUGUUACACCAAAAAUGCCUGUGUUAAAGGUAAUAAAUGUUUCACACGGAA
This is a messenger RNA of Pseudophryne corroboree (corroboree frog), 2648 nucleotides long. Its product is annotated as myb-related transcription factor, partner of profilin-like. The record is from RefSeq and is a predicted model, not a curated record. Bases 1055 to 2257 code for a protein of 400 amino acids. The transcript is spliced from 4 exons. NCBI's taxonomy places the organism in Eukaryota, Metazoa, Chordata, Amphibia, Anura, Myobatrachidae.